Messenger RNA from Manihot esculenta (cassava), 779 nucleotides. RefSeq names its product DNA-directed RNA polymerases II and V subunit 8A. Lineage: Eukaryota; Viridiplantae; Streptophyta; Magnoliopsida; Malpighiales; Euphorbiaceae. Gene Ontology annotation, cellular component: RNA polymerase III complex; RNA polymerase I complex; RNA polymerase II, core complex. Gene Ontology annotation, molecular function: DNA-directed RNA polymerase activity. Gene Ontology annotation, biological process: DNA-templated transcription. The transcript is spliced from 5 exons. Bases 142 to 582 code for a protein of 146 amino acids. The record is from RefSeq and is a predicted model, not a curated record.
GACGUUUACGCCAGUGUAUCUCGCUCUCUGUCCUUGCUCGGUUGCUACUGCCCCCUCCCAGCUUCUGCGCAGCCCAUAGAAACAGAGCUUCUAAUUCAAAACAGCUUCUUCUUUUUUUUUUUUUUUCUACUUUUCUUAACCAUGUCGAAUAUAGUUCUCUUUGAGGAUAUUUUUCUGGUUGAUAAACUGAAUCCAGAUGGUAAAAAGUUUGAUAAAGUUUCGCGUAUUGAAGCACACAGCCAGAACUGUGACAUGUUCAUGCAUUUAGAUGUGAACACAGAAAUAUAUCCAAUGGCUGUAGGUGAUAAAUUCACUAUGGCAUUGGCGCACACUCUAAAUUUAGAUGGAACACCUGACACUGGGUAUUACAUUCAGGGAGCGAGGAAGACCCUUGCAGACAAAUAUGAAUACAUAAUGCAUGGAAAGCUAUACAAGAUCUCAGAGGAAGGUUCAGGAAAAGCAGUUAAAGCGGAGAUAUAUGUUUCAUAUGGUGGACUUCUAAUGAUGCUGAAAGGAGAUCCUUCUCAUGUCUCUCACUUCGAACUUGACCAGCGGCUAUUUCUUCUUAUAAGGAAGUUGUGAAGCCCUUGUUCUAAUUUGAUUCUUUAGCUGUUGUUCCUGAUGCCAUCUUAUUAAGGGCAAAAUUAUUGCCUUGAUUGAGAUUUUCUCACUUGUCUUCAGUGUCUAAACAGAAUUUGAACAUGGACAACUUAAACUAUGUGGUGUAUUUGAAUCUUAUGUGGCUAAUCAGGCAUGUAACUUAAAGUUUUUUUUUUUAA